GCUACCGAAAAACACACACAUAAGGCAAAGCCUGAUCGUGACACUACUGGAAGACAAAAGAACCCUUCGUGAUGACAGUCUUGUGAAUCGAACUAAACAGAUGGAGAUAGGAUGCCGCUCAACUAAGGACGGGAAUUGAACUGACAGAUUGAUGGGCUGACGUUUGGAUAUCUGGAAAAUCUAUCAGUAUGACAGGUCCAGUGCAGGAUUCACAUAGGCUGUCUGUGAAAACGUGGACCGAGGACGAGAGUGACCGAGCUGACAGCACACCUAGCAGAGCACAGUCGAUGUGUGAUGAUACUUCCUCAGAGCUUCAGAGGAUGGCGGCCAUUGACAGAAGAGAUAUUAAUUCCCAGAAUUCCUUGCAUGGGCGAGGUGCUCUGUCCAGGAUAGUUAGUAUGGUGAUGACUCUGAGAGAAUGGGCGCAGAAGAGUUUGGCUGAGGAGACGGAGAGACCGGAUUCCUUCUUGGAACGUUUCAGAGGCCCCGCCAACACGGACAUGCAAGCCCCGCCCAGCAGGUUCAGCCACAGCGGCUCUGAUACAGAGCAUGAAAUCAGACGCUCUAGACGCACAAAGAGGAAGUGUAAUGUCGAGGUCUUAUCACCAUCUGAUGAUGCAUACUACUACUGGCUGAUGGUGAUCGGUGCUGCUGUAUUUUAUAACUGGACCCUGCUAGUUGUCAGGGCCUGUUUCGAUGAGCUCCAGAUGAGGAAUGUGUUGGUGUGGCUGGUACUGGACUACAUCUGUGAUGGAGUCUAUAUCCUGGAUAUAGCUGUUCGUCUCCACACAGGUUUCCUCGAUCAAGGCUUGAUGGUGAAAGACAUACGGCGUCUGAGAGAAGCCUACGUUCGUACCUUGCAGUGUAAAAGUGACAUCUGCUCCAUCCUCCCAACCGACCUCCUGUACCUGGCCGUCGGAAUCAGCUACACACCUCUUCUUCGAUUCAACCGGCUGCUCCGUCUGUCACGCCUGUUUGAGUGGUUCGAACGCACAGAGACACGGACGGGCUACCCCAACGCUUUCCGCAUCUGUAAACUGGUUCUGUACAUCCUGGUGAUCAUCCACUGGAAUGCCUGUGGAUACUACAGCUUCUCCAAGGUCCUCGGACUGGGCUCUGAUUCUUGGGUUUAUCCCAAUGCAUCAGAUCCUGAGUUUGGCUCCUUGACCAGAAGCUACAUAUACUGUCUGUACUGGUCCACUCUGACGCUGACCACCAUUGGAGAGACGCCUCCUCCUGUUAGAGAUGAGGAAUACUUGUUCCUGAUAUUUGACUUUCUGGUUGGUGUUCUGAUUUUUGCCUCCAUCGUGGGCAAUGUUGGAUCCAUGAUCUCCAAUAUGAAUGCCACAAGAGCAGGCUUUCAGAGCCGCGUAGACACACUGAAACACUACAUGCAAUUCAGGCAUGUGAGCAAGGUGCUAGAGCAGCGCGUCAUCCGCUGGUUUGACUACCUCUGGACCAAUCAGAAGACGAUAGAUGAACAGGAAGUGCUAAGGAGCCUGCCCAAUAAAUUGAGAGCAGAGAUUGCUAUUAAUGUUCACCUGGACACACUGAAGAAGGUGCGUAUCUUCCAGGACUGCGAGGCAGGCCUCCUUGUAGAAUUGGUAUUAAAACUUCGACCGCAGGUUUUCAGUCCUGGAGACUACAUCUGUAGAAAGGGAGAUGUGGGUAAGGAGAUGUACAUAAUCAAAGAUGGCCAGCUGGCAGUGGUGGGGGAGGACGGAGUCACCCAAUUUGCUGUUUUGACUUCGGGAAGCUGCUUCGGAGAAAUCAGCAUCCUGAACAUCAGCGGCAGCAAGAUGGGGAACCGGCGCACGGCUAACAUUCGCAGUCUGGGAUACUCAGACCUGUUCUGCCUGUCCAAACAAGACCUGAUGGAUGCGCUUCAGGAGUUCCCCCACGCUAGGGCCCAGCUGGAGCAGAGGGGGCGGGACAUCCUGCGGAAAGAGGGGCUUCUGGAUGAAGUGAAUGUGUCCGCAGGGGAGGAGCUCGAGGAGAAGGUGGAGAGGCUGGAAACCAGUCUGGAUCGGCUACAGACGUGUUUGGCCCGUCUGCAGAGUGAAUUCAACUCCUCCCAGCUUCGACUGAAACAGCGAAUCACAACCCUCGAACACAACGUCACCACGGUGGCAACAGGCAGCGGCUUCCUGUCGGACGAGAGUGUUUUUGGUGGUGACGGUGUGCGCAGUGAAAUCAACAUCCGGCUUUAAACAAUGUAAAUACACCACAAACCUCUCAUUUUGUUUAAACAAAUUGUAAAAAUUGUUUGUACUUUAUUGUAAAGCUGUCUUAAUGUCCUUGUUUCUUCACUCCUUCAAAAUUUCUGCCUCUUACAAUUUUGCACACUUUUUAAAGGAGAAUGUGAACAUAUUUGGCGGUCAUUGAAUUCAUUAUAAUGUGUGUAGCAACUUAUGCCCCGAUCAGACACAGAAAUGUGCCUGUGGAACGGGCUGUAUAGGAUUGCAUAGUAAAAUAACAUACUGGCUACUACAGAACUAACCAGUACACUACUAUGGAACAUUAAAAAGUCAAAAGAGUGUCCACUUGACUUGUGUCCAACACGUGUCUUCAGUUAUGACAUUGACCAGUAGGGCGCGGUAAAUCUCCAUAAAUGCUUGUGAUUACCGUCCUGUUAUGAGAGCUGAACAUGGCACAGAUGCAUCAUCUUAAACUUCAUAAACACAAGUCCAGUGGAUUGUUCAAUUGGUCGAAAUGUCUCAUUCUACCUGAAUAAAAUAAAGUGCUCAUAAACGUUCGACCCUCAUAUUCGCUUCAAGUAGAACGUAUUUCAGUUUAAAGGAAUAGUUCAACAUUUUCGGCAUGUCAAACUAUCCCUCUGAGCACAUUGUCUGUUACAGGUGUAGUGUUGUCUAUAAAGGUUAUUUGUAAGUCCCUUGAAGCCUUUUUUUCACAAUUAUAAUUUCAAAAUAAAAACGUAUAUGAUUUUUUUUUUAUGG
Molecule: messenger RNA, 2957 nt
Organism: Anarrhichthys ocellatus (wolf-eel)
Lineage: Eukaryota; Metazoa; Chordata; Actinopteri; Perciformes; Anarhichadidae
Product: cyclic nucleotide-gated cation channel-like
Exons: 12
Coding region: 189-2210 (673 amino acids)
Biological process (GO): monoatomic cation transmembrane transport
Cellular component (GO): intracellular cyclic nucleotide activated cation channel complex; plasma membrane
Molecular function (GO): cGMP binding; intracellularly cGMP-activated cation channel activity; intracellularly cAMP-activated cation channel activity
Source: RefSeq, a predicted model, not a curated record